Protopolystoma xenopodis is the source of this 513-nucleotide messenger RNA. NCBI's taxonomy places the organism in Eukaryota, Metazoa, Platyhelminthes, Monogenea, Polystomatidea, Polystomatidae. The record is from the annotation of a GenBank genome assembly.
AUGAUGAUGCAUGGAAUAGGAAAGUCGGCUUGGUGGCAUGUCGUGAGUGGCAACGCGAUGUCCGAGGAAGAUCAUUCAAGUAACCAGAUGAUGAUGCGGCUUGGGCUGAAUGUCAUCAAAAUGGAUCUUGUAGAAAAUGUCCCUGCAGCAACCUUGACAUGCGGCAGAGGAUGUCUGUCUGGCUGUCGUUGCACUGAGUCGUUGCCGGGCGUCUACUCGUUCUUAUUUUUCUUAGGGACCCAAUGUGAUGGGGACGCCCAUGCACUUUUGGAUGAACAAGCAAUACCGGCUCUUGGUAGUCCAAUAAAUAUGAGAAGGCGACAAUCUGGUGUUAUUCCCGAACAGGUUGUCGUUGAGACGACUCCUCGUCGGGCUCCUUGGUUCCUUACUAUGUUGUCUUCUGGUGCUUUCUCCAGGGGCAUGGAGAAACGCAGCUACUCGGGCAGGAUCAGAAAUUUCGCAGUUGAACGACGGUUCAUUAAAGGCGAUUGUGCUCUGGAAUUCGAAGGUUAG